AGGCCCAAGGGCUGUAUCAAUCUGAACUAGAAGUGAGCAGUCUAUCGACUGGAAUCGGAGCAGAGGAAUCGAAGCGUCAAAAUGGCAUCGAUCUGCCGCUCUGCCGUAAUGGCCGCCGCGAGGUCUGUUCCCAUCCGAUCCAAAGCUGUUUUCCCCAAAACCUCGCCUUCGAGGAGAACUGCAAUUUUCUGCAGGCCUCUCGUUCCGGCUUUGGGAGGCGUGUAUUCACUUAUCCCUCUCCACAGCGCCAUCGCUUCUGCCCGUCUAAUAUCCAACAUAGCGGUGGAUACAUCCUGCUGGAGCUGGGUUUCUCAAGGACUUGCUUCACCUUCCUGAUCAAGUUAUGAUGACUUUGUGUGGAGCAACAUAUUUCUGGAGUUUGUGAGCCACUGUUAGAUGAAACAUUUAGCUUUGAAGCAUUUAGUUGUAUCAAGCAGUAAAAUAUUAUGUCAUUCAGUAGCAAAUUUUGGCUCUUAAGUGAUUUUUUUUUUUUGUGAAAUUUACACUUUCAUAGUGGGAUUUUCUUUAAUUUGAUGAAUGCAGUCUCGUAUUGAAUUUUGUUCUGUUGUAUAUGCAGACUAUUUGUUUAUAAAAAAAAAAAACGUUUGAAAGGAAAA
Messenger RNA from Dendrobium catenatum, 617 nucleotides. RefSeq lists its product as uncharacterized. The transcript is spliced from 3 exons. NCBI's taxonomy places the organism in Eukaryota, Viridiplantae, Streptophyta, Magnoliopsida, Asparagales, Orchidaceae. The record is from RefSeq and is a predicted model, not a curated record. The coding region runs from base 82 to 336 and encodes 84 amino acids.